Molecule: messenger RNA, 457 nt
Organism: Caenorhabditis elegans
Lineage: Eukaryota; Metazoa; Nematoda; Chromadorea; Rhabditida; Rhabditidae
Gene: F52F12.8
Product: Major sperm protein
Exons: 3
Coding region: 53-424 (123 amino acids)
Source: RefSeq, marked reviewed
AAUCACUUCUAAUUUUUCCACAUUUGCAAUUCGAUUCGAACAAUUUCCUUAAAUGGCUGAAAAAAAGCAAUACAUUUCCACGGAGCCUGCUGAUAAGAUCAAAUUUCGCGCGGAUCCCAAAGAAGAGCAAAAAACGUUUCUGAAGAUUACCAAUAAAAGUGAAAUGAAACAGGCAUUCAAAGUGAAAUGUACUAGAAACGACUUGUUUCGAAUCAAACCGGCUACUGGAAUUCUCGAUUAUAAUCAGUCACUCACUAUUGCUCUUAUCUACAGAGGCGGUCAAGACAAUGUUCCAUCAGAUGAAAAACAUCAUUUUGGUGUCUAUCAUAUUCCUGCACCAGAAGGAUGUACUUGUGAAGGUGCUUGGGCUGAACACUAUGGACCACCACAAGGAGAGCAUAAGCUUCGAGUUGUCUGGGAAUGAACUUCUGCUCUUGAAAUAAAUUAUUUCAUUGAU